Trifolium pratense (red clover) is the source of this 1272-nucleotide messenger RNA. RefSeq lists its product as uncharacterized. The transcript is spliced from 2 exons. Bases 1 to 1272 code for a protein of 423 amino acids. The record is from RefSeq and is a predicted model, not a curated record. NCBI's taxonomy places the organism in Eukaryota, Viridiplantae, Streptophyta, Magnoliopsida, Fabales, Fabaceae.
AUGACCAAGCAUGGCGCGUCGGGCAGCUAUCGUCCUCGCAAAUCUCGCAGUCAAACGCCCAUGCCCGGCGAUAAUUCUCCCCGGUCUUCCGAGGACCAUUCUCCCAAUGGGAGUGACGAGGGUGAUCCCCGAUGCCCCCUGUCCGCAGACAUUCUGAGGAAGCGUGUUCCAAAGGGCUUCGAGAGACCUCCUACGCUCCCCGCGUACGAUGGCUUGACCGACCCCGACGAUCACAUAGCCAAUGUGAACGCUAACCUGGAUUUCAGGAACAUUAGCGGUGCCAUUAGGUGCAGACUGUUCCCAACCACGCUGAGGAAGGGAGCAAUGGCAUGGUACCAAAGCCUGCCCCCUCAAUCCAUCCAUUCAUGGAGGGAUCUGACUGAACAGUUUUCCAGACACUUCACUGCUUCCCGCAAACAUCCAAAGACUGUGCACGCCUUGGAGGCCAUAUACCAAGCCGAGGAUGAAACUCUCCGCAAUUUCGUCGAGAGGUUCAAUAAAGAGGCUGUGCAAGUCGAAACAACCGACGAUAUGAAAAAAUACUUGCUGCAGAGGGGCCUUCGCCCGGGCAGCGAUUUUGCUAAAGCUGUGGGCAUAGAAAAACCACCCACCUGGGACGACCUCCUCCUAAAAGCUCAAAAGUACAUCGACUACGAGGAGGUCCAGGCAGCUGAUGUCGCUCGCCUUGCCCGACCUGGAAGCAGCCACCCUGCCCGCGAGUCCACCCACAGGAACGAUGACAGGGGAAGCGACCGGGGACAUGAUAGAGGCGGCGAUCGGGGCGGCGAGAGGGGCAGAGACAGAAGGAGGGGUGAAAGACGAGAGCCUCGUGGUCCUCCAAGCACAUUCGCCACCUACACCCAACUCGUCAAAUCACGGGGAGAGAUAUUCGCUGAGGUUCACAUCUCUGAGUUCGACAGAGCAAAUGUGAAACAACCAAAGCCAACCCCCCUAAAACCCGGCCAAGACAAAAAUAGGUAUUGCAGAUACCACAAGAGUUAUGGUCACAGGACCGACGACUGCAUCCAACUGAAGGAUGCUAUUGAAAUCAUGAUCAGAAACGGACAACUAAGACAGUUCGUGAAAAGAAACAAUGACCCUCGACCCGAAACCGCGGAGACUCGCGCGGUCGAGGAGGUCCCUCCACAGCCAGCCGGGCAGAAAAACGCCAAGCAGAUAGCUAUGAGCGUAUCCCGGCCAGAAGAUUUGGCUAUCCCCAGCGAUUUUGAGGACACCUAUACUGCGGAUGAUGAACAAAGUGUUCCGGGGUGA